Apis laboriosa (Himalayan honeybee) is the source of this 3968-nucleotide messenger RNA. RefSeq lists its product as uncharacterized. Bases 1 to 2406 code for a protein of 801 amino acids. The transcript is spliced from 9 exons. The record is from RefSeq and is a predicted model, not a curated record. NCBI's taxonomy places the organism in Eukaryota, Metazoa, Arthropoda, Insecta, Hymenoptera, Apidae.
AUGAUGCUAGACAAACCUAAUAUCCUAAUGUAUGCCAAUACUAAUGUAUUUCCAAGUAAGAUCGAAUCUAAGAUUGAAGAUAGCGGUCGUAAAACCUUCAUUGACGAUAUUACCGCCCAUAUUAGGGGCCCUUUAAUACGAAAGACGAUGAUUGACCGAAAAUCCUGCUACCGUUGCGUCGUCAUUCACGAGAAGCACUCGAACGUCCUCCAGUACAAAGAAACAUACUGCCACAGCAGAAACUCCCUGUCAUCGCUGUGCUCGUACAUCACAGGAGAUGCCUUGCUCUAUUCGAUGUUCCGGGAGGAGGCGAUACCCGUGCCCUGCCCUUUCCGUGGACCCAUGACGUUCUCGUACAACCGUGGUCACGGGACCUGCUCUGUGCCAGUCAGCAAUGUCGACACCUGCACCGAUGAUAGCAGGCUGCUGUUCAGAUACCAGGCGUGCCCCGAUAUAUCGGCUUCCGAGAGCGCAGUCGAGGAGUUGGAGUGUCUGGCCACCUGGAAGGAGGGUAGCAGCCGCUACCUGGUCGGCCGUUUGCAUCACGGACACGCGUCCAGUAACGAAGAUCGAUACCGAUGCUUCGUCUACGAGAAGGCCGGGCAGACAGUGCAGAGCAAUCUGCACAGAGCUGCCAUGGGCAUAGGAGCCAUGGAUCACGAUGUCGGUUUGCAGAGUGGACCGGUGCCCGAGGGCGCGGCCGAGAUAUACCGGGUGGCGCAGAGCGGAGACGCCACUUGCAACGGAUUGUUCAGCCCGAUGGAAGGGUCUCGGACCAUGACGCUCAUGAAAGUGUCGCCACCUGGCCAGUGCCGAUUCCCUAAUUGGUUGACCGGCCAUUCCAGCGGUGGACUGACAUGGCACACCCUCGACCUCACCAGAUCUUACACGUUCCAUCCUCGGAACGCUUCCCUGCACGUGACCAGUUUGAACACCAGUUCCUCGAGAUUCGAAAGCGGUUCUCUGGACGGCCAAUACGUUCCUGGACAAGAGGAUCAAGAUGUGAAGAUCCUGUGCAACAGCAUCAAGCAAUCUAGCGUUGCUCAAGCGAUGACGAUGACCACGUUGGUCGCCCAUUUCACGGUUGGCUGCCGGAGCGGUUUCAUGUGCAUGACGUUCUAUCGAAGGGACGGCCACGUGAUAGAGGUGCAGACCGGAAGCGACGUCUCGAGGCCGGAAGAGGCUUGCAGCUCGCCCCAUUUCCAACAGCACAACAUACCCUUUCUCACCUUAGUCACAAGCUCCCCGGAGCCGCGUACGUGCCCAUACUUGGGCAAAUUUACGGUGACUGGGGUGAACCGGAACCAGCGGAACAUUCGUGAGAGCCGCAGGAGCCAGCACCAGGAAGGGGCUGUCGUGAGGCGUGACAGGGAGAAAGUUCGACACGCCCAGGAGCGUACCCAGGAAGAUCGACGGGGCCGGAAGCUCGACUUCGACGUGGAGAAACGCAGGGUGGCCAACAACGAGUACCUCGUCCACGAGCGUAUGGGCAGGCGCGCCAGGUCGAACCGCAACAAUCGAAACCAUAGGGAGCACAGCCCGGAGGAGGCAUCCUCGAAGAGGAGCCUGGACAUCGAGGAUUUGUUGCGAGAUCGUGCGAGAUCGAAGGUGAGAAGGUCCGAGGAGCAGGGCUCGAGGUCGAAGGUCAGAAGGGUGCGCGAGAUCGGAGUGAAGAGGUCGAGGAGAAAGAUGGAGGAUUUCGGGAUGGACGCGGACGAUUUCGCGCGAAUCAGGCAAUUCUGGACGACAGAUCUCGACGACAGUGACGGGUCGAGCAUGCUCGAGGUGCAGGAGGAUUAUUUCGGCGAUUACCCGGACACCGCCGACCUGCCCAAGAAGAGGUCGGGCAGGGGCGAGAAUAUUUUGACGAGGAGGAGGAGGAGGAGGAGGAGGAGGAGGAGAAACGUGGAGGAGCUGGAUUCCGGCAAUGGGUCGUUCGAAAAAAGGGAGAAGAGGGAGGAGGAUGUGUCUAGAUGCAGCUCGGAGGUUACCACCAUUACUAUUGGGUGCUCCACCGCGGAUAGAAUGGAAUUCCAGACGGAUUGCGUCGACGACAAUGCUAUUGCUUACUCCUGCCACGGUAGGUGGUUCGACGCCGAGGGAACCCAAUUCGUGAUCGCUACCCAACUGGCACCUGGAACUGGCUGGUCGAACGAGAACAACAGGCCCCAACCGUACAGGAACAGCCGUAGACUGUGCUUCAUGUACAAAGAGAGCGGCGGUGUUGUCAGUUUGACUGCCAGCGAGGUGGCCUGCCAGAGGGGAAUACCCCCACCCCCGCCAAUGUUGGCCUUCAAUGCUACCAGUACCGGUCAGUGUAUGGAAGAGAACCGGGGCUUCGUACCUACUCGAUCGACGUACCUGAUGAUCGUCACCCUGACGGCGAUCGUCGCGAUAUACAGGUGAUUCUAAUCGAACGGACGACGAUCUCGUGACGGUUAACAAAUUCGACGUUUCUAAUCUGCGUUAUUUGGACACCGUGUGGGUGACAAAACGAGGUGGUACACGUGUAUAAAAAAAAAAAUCUAUACAUAUAUAUAUAUAUAUAUAUAUUAUACAUACAUGAUCGCCUUCGACGCGAAUCACUGAACGAGAUCGGUCGAGCGUCCGAGCCACAAGCGACUAAAAGAGAGAGAGAAAAAAAAAAGGAAAAAAGAAAAACAAGAAGAACAAAAAAAAAGCGAACAAUCGAUACUUUGGCUUCGUACGCUCGUGUCCGUAGCUCUUGCUAGCCUCUCUGAUACGUCGGGAGAAAUUCAUGCUCGCACGACCACCGUGGAAGGAAUAUCUUGAAAAAAAACGAGAGAAAGAGAAAGAAGACAGACUUGUUUCCUAAGAGGGAUAGAGAGCGCCUGAAUCGAGGAACGAAAGAUAAAGUUGCCUAUAAUAAAGAGACAAGAAGAGAGGCAAACCUCCGAUUCCUUCCGUACGAGUGCUGCUACUCCUUCAGUCUGGCAAGAAAAUCAAGCAGACAGUGGAAGGGUGGAGGGUGGAUCCGAUCAAGAUGAACGGUUUACCGUUUCGAGAGGAAGGAAGAAAGGAAGGAAGGAAGGAAGGAAGGAAGGGAGUAUUAACCCUCGAAGGGAAUUUUUUUUUCCUUCUCUCUCUCAAGAAAGGGAAACCGCUUGUGCGUUCCUUCCAGGACGAUGUGAAAGAAGAGGAGGAGAGGAGGGUGAUCGUGAAUGAUCGAACGCGAAUUUCCCCUGGCCAGUAGGUUUUUUUACCGAUGUAGCUCGUAGGCACUAGCUAAUUAAAAAAAAAAAGAAAAAUCGGGUAAAGCUGACGAAACAGUAAUUACACAAGUUUUUAUGGUUAGAACCAUAUCACGAGCCGAGAUCACGGCGCGUCGAUCGAUCGGAUUCUUCUUUUGGCGAAACGAAAGUAAACAAAAAGAGGUAAAAUAACGAAGAAAAAGGAUCGAUUUAUCUAAGGGACGGAUGAGGGAGGGAGAGAAAUGCAGCGUCACGUUUUUAGUUAGUAAGACGAUCGACCGGCAGAGGUCGUUAUCUUUUAAGGUAGAGAAUACAUAGAGGAUAGGUUUAAUAUGGCGCGUAUAGGGGGAGGGGGGAGAGGUUACUCGGCAAAUGUUUUCUUUUACAACGUUCUCCUCUUUGCACGAGAAGGAAGUAUCUUAAGUGUGCACUGCGCGUGUAUUUUAUAUCGUUGGUGGGAAGAGGAUAUAUGGUGGAAAAUUUUUCGCCCGUUUCUCGAAGCAUCGAAGACUCGAGGUUAUUCAAUUUUCAAGAAUAAUUUUAAGUUUGGGUCGAAUAACGAUGAUUCGAUUAUGUAUAAGAUACGUAGAAUUGAAAAUUUUAUGUUAAGUAGAAAUGUAUCUGGGUACUGACAUAAGACGAUUAUUUGUGUUAAGUCUGUAUUUAUUUUUUUCAUGACGAAAGAUUAAUUACGUAUUGUAAACCAAUAGUUUAUUUUUCACGUGUAAUUGCACGUGUUGAAUAUUUAUUGCAAUG